Peronospora belbahrii is the source of this 1755-nucleotide messenger RNA. Lineage: Eukaryota; Oomycota; Peronosporomycetes; Peronosporales; Peronosporaceae. The record is from the annotation of a GenBank genome assembly.
AUGAAAACGUCCGUAGCACAUGAGAAAGCGAAUGAUCUUGUAUUUUCGCCCAACUGGGAGAAGGAGUUUUUUACAACGUGGUUACGGCUGAUGGAGCGUCAAAAGGAUGAACAAGACUUGACCCAAACACUACAAAGUCUAUUAAAACAAGAUGGAGAUGCAAUGAUUAUCGUACAAGAAGCAAAACAUCAUGCAAAUAUGAUGCAUGCGAAUAACAAGACAAUGGCGGAUCUCGUGGCACAAUUGAAUGAGUUUUUCUUCCGUGAUAUUGUACCAGCACUUCAUAAACUGAGACAAGGAGUAGAGACGAUGAGAUACGAUCGUUCAAUGCCAUUACAACAACGACAAGCAGAUCCAUUGGAUCAGUACUUGGAACAUGGAGAUGAAGAAACAGUCAUGCCUCAAGCUUUUGUGGACAAUAUGAGUGGAUGGGCAGCACCUUUUGAAUCGAUUGGUUCUGGACAGAAGAAAAAAAUGGGGCACGAGAAGAACAUGAAACAGGCAGAGAUGCUGUUGUAUAGUUCAUUACAAACUGGGGAAGAACAAGGUGAUGGGAUAGCCAAGAACGAUAAGAAUUUACAUUAUGGGAGCGCAAAUGAUAUGUACCAAAAAAUGCCGAGUGUAAACAGCCUGAAGGUGGACGCUAUGCUAAAUGUAGACUGUUCAACUAUGGCAGCAGCGUACGCUUCACAGCAACAAACUGCACCGAUGCCGAACAUGAUCGUGCCACAGGGAAGGCCUGCUGGAUCGAAAACAAAAGCACACUCAUCUGCUGUUGGCAGACCAAAGAAUCAGUCAUCCAUUUUUUCAAACACCAAAGUGAUGGUAGACAAUGGCGAGGUGAAGAACACGCAUGAGAAUGUGCCAUCGUCAACAUUAGGCUACCUUUCCUCUCGAUCGAGGUCCGUCUCUAAAUCGACGUCACGAACGGAACCGCACAGUACUUCCAGUUUGACUAAAAGGAGAGGUUGUAUCGGCAAAAAAGCUGCAUCCGGUUUGGUUGCCGACCAAGUCUUGGAUGUGCGUACGUAUGGAACUGUAAAGGAAUAUCUCAUUUGCUGGCAAGGUCUAUCAGCACCGCGAUGGAUUGCACGUCAAAAAUCUUCACCUCAAGCCAAAGAGUUAAUUGACGCGUACGCUGCAGCGUUGCGUAGACGAAAUGCUCCGCUUUCAAGGCAUGGCCGAGGAGGUAGUACGAGUGGGCGAAAAAGGGCCUCAAGAAAUGGAGUAAAUGGGCAGGAUGGCUCUGGAGCUGAAGAGGUGAAAUUUUAUGUUGUCGACCAUAUUGUGAAUCAUCGUAUGCAUUACAACAAACGGCAAUACCUUGUUCGGUGGGAGAACUACUCAGCGAGCCAAGAUACAUGGGAGAAUGCCGCCAAAUUACGCGCAGAUGUGCCUGAUAUCGUUGACGCCUACGAAGAGAAACUUCAGCAAGAUCAGACUCAAACGGACGCUGUUCACUCAACCAUGUCCAAGACAAUUUGUGAUACCACUGCUGCAUCAAAGCUCCCAACAACAAGAAGGAGCAGUGAAAGUGCAGAGGGUGCUGCAGACGGGAGCACGACACAGGUUUUGCAAAGUGUAAACCAAGUUGCUGAGCAAGAAACCUUGGAAAAGCGACAGCACAUUUUUACAGAUGAUGAAGGAAAGCAAGAUGGUGUCACUGAAGAUAUUACGAGCAAAGAUGACUCUCAUGUUGACGUGAAAGAUGAGAGCUGGAAGAAUGUAGCAACGAAGAGGUUGCGGACAAUUUAA